Molecule: messenger RNA, 3054 nt
Organism: Drosophila innubila
Lineage: Eukaryota; Metazoa; Arthropoda; Insecta; Diptera; Drosophilidae
Gene: pain
Product: transient receptor potential cation channel protein painless
Exons: 5
Coding region: 93-2840 (915 amino acids)
Biological process (GO): monoatomic ion transport; transmembrane transport
Cellular component (GO): membrane
Molecular function (GO): monoatomic ion channel activity; protein binding
Source: RefSeq, a predicted model, not a curated record
UCAGUUAGUCUUUGGAUUCUUCGGACUGCAGUUGUAUCUCGUCUACGCGGAAACAUUUCAGCUGGUCAUCCUUCAUCGGAAAUAUUAGAAAGAUGGAUCUAAACGGAUGUGGUUUUAGUGAUCCUCAAGCACAGCUGAGUUUGGCGCUGGCUAAAAAGGACAUACGUGAAUUCCACGAUGCACUGGACAAAGGAGCACAGCCAAAUCUGCAGGAUGAGAGACACACAAGUAUUUAUCAGAAAGCACUCUCCACAGCAGGAUGUGCGGAAUUCAUUGAAGCCUGCCUGGAUCAUGGCUCUCAUGUGAAUUAUAUCAAUCAAAAAGACAACAAGGCUGCGAUUAAUUAUGCCGCCGACUCGAGGGAUCCUCGCAAUCUGGAGGUGCUCCUGCGUCGUCCUGGCGUCCAAGUAGAUCGCAAAUAUGGACAGUUGACGCCACUCAAUUCACUGGCCAAGAAUCUCACCGCGGAUAAUGUGGAUGAGGUGCGUGCCUGUAUGCAGAGUCUCCUCGAAUAUGGCGCCUCUCCCAAUGCGGUGGAUCAGAGGGAGAUGACACCACUGCAUUAUGUGCUAAAGAACAACAAGAUUAAGGCUGCCAAACAGGAGCUGGUGCUUUUGUUUUUGGCUCAGCCCAAACUAGAUAUCGAUAGUUAUCGGAAUGGAGAAGUGCGUCAGUUGUUGCAACAACAAUUUCCGGAAAUGCAGCUGCCACAACAAAGAGAUACCACCGGGGAAGGAGAGAUCGACUGUGAGCGUCUAAUGCGACAACUCAGAGAUGGUGAGGAGUCACAAUUCGAGCAGCUGCUGGCGGAGCAUCAGCUCAACAUCAGCGACAAGGAUAAUCUGCGGAAUAUGACGCAGGAGCAGUAUAUGCCACUGCUCCAGGAGUCCAUCAAGCGGGGAAAACAACGCGCCUUUGAGGCGAUUCUCAACACGGGCAUCAACAUCAACAAGAAGCAUCCAGGAGAGGCAACUUUACCCAUAGAGCUCUCCAUCAUCUGGGGAAACUGGCAGGCAUUGGAGAAACUACUUCAACACCCAGAGCUCAAAAUAUCGCCAGGUGAUUCCCUGCUCACCAGAGUGAUCAGCAGGCUGGAGGAGCCACCGCUGGAUGAUUUCUGUGACCAUCAGCGUUGCUUUGAGCUCCUGCUCUCCAGCGAUCACGUCGACAUCAAUGAGGCGGAUCCCUCUGGCCAAGUUCCACUCCAUUUCGCCGUCAAGUAUCGCAACACGAAGGCGGCACAGACAUUGCUCCAUCAUGGCGCAUACAUUGGAGCCAAGAGCAAGUUCCAGGAGCUGCCCAUCCAGGACAUGCCGCCAGAGUUGCUGGAGCAGCACUUUGACUCCUGUGUGACCACAAAUCAACAGAAACCAGGUGUACAGACCUUUGAGAUUAUUAUGAAUUAUAUGAAUCUGAUGCGCCAGGAGAAACCGGGCCAAGGAUUGCAAUCGAGUAAAAAGCUGCAGGACGAGAUGACACCCAUUGCCCACAUAGCCGAGUCCAAGGAGCUGCGUCAUCUGCUGCAGCAUCCACUGAUCUCCAGCUUCCUCUUCCUCAAGUGGCAUCGCCUAUCCGUCAUCUUCUAUCUGAAUUUUCUGCUCUACACGCUUUUCACCAUCUCGAUCAUUGGUCACACUCUUCUCAAAUUCCAUGAGAGUGAUCACAAGGCUUUGUCUGCACUUUUUGGACUGUGCUCCUGGAUUGGCAUUGUCUACCUCAUUAUUCGGGAGAUUAUUCAGUUUGUCAUGUCGCCAGUGUUGUACUUCUUCUCGGUGACAAAUCUCAUGGAAUUGGCGCUCAUUAUCUUUUCAAUUCUCACCUGCCUGCAGUCCAGUUUUGAAGAGGAACCUCAACGUGUUCUGGCCGUGUUGACUGUACUUUUGGUGGCCGUGGAAUUCUGUCUGCUUGUGGGUUCCCUUCCCGUUCUCUCCAUCUCGACGCACAUGCUCAUGUUGCGUGCUGUGUCCAGCAGUUUCAUCAAGAGCUUUGCCCUCUACUCCAUCUUUGUGCUCACCUUCAGCUUGUGUUUCUACAUACUCUUUGGCAAGUCCAAAAUGCAGGAAGCUGCGGCAUCUUCAGAGGAUGGUCACUUUAACUCCUUCUCGGUUCCCAUUGAGGCUUUGAUCAAGACCAUCGUCAUGUUGACGGGUGAAUUCGAUGCUGGAGAUAUUAAAUUCGAUAGCGUUCCCACUUAUCUGAUCUUCCUGCUCUUUGUCUUCUUCAUGACAAUUGUACUCUUCAAUCUGCUCAAUGGUCUGGCUGUUUCCGAUACACAGGCCAUCAAAGCCCAGGCGGAGCUGAAUGGCGCCAUCUGUCGGACCAACACCUUGAUGCGCUAUGAACAAGUGUUGACCGGUCGAAAUGGACGCACUGGAUUCAUAGUCAACAGUCAACCCUUCCGCACGAUUUGCCAGCGAUUGAUGAACAUAUAUCCCAACUAUAUGUCUGUGCGCCAGAUUUCCAUACUGCCCAACGAUGGCAACAAGGUGUUGAUUCCCAUGAUGGAUGUCUACGAGCUGAAGGAGCUGAGCAAUGGAAAUGGCAAGAGCAAGAAGAUAAACAUGGCCAGUUUCCAACCAUUGGCCACAAAUGCCAAAUCGGAGCAGCAGAAGAAACUGCUCGAUCCGCCAUUGAAAUUGCUGCCCUGCUGCUGUUCCCUGUUCAGUGAUAAGUGUUCCCAGAUCGAUAACAGAACUGUUAAGUUGGCACUCGCUGUUAUCGAUCAGAAGUCGAAUGCAGAACUGAAGCGUCAGCGGGAACAGAUCACCGAGAGGCGUCUCCAGCAGAUGGAACAGAAAUUGGAACAAGUUUUACUGUUGCUCCAUCAGGAGAGAAAUUAACUGUUCCCACAUAUCAACAGUAUUUAAGGACUCCGCAUUUACUCGUAGUUUUUUGCAGUGUUACCCGAUUCGUCCUAUUUUUAUGUUAAUCAAUCCAUUAUCUUGUAGUCAGAAAUUGUUUUAUUAACAUACGAAUAUAUAAAUAUAAUUAAAUUUAACAAAACCCUUAUGAGUUAUAAACUGAAUAACUGAAAUAAUCACUAUUAUAAUAGUA